This is a messenger RNA of Odontomachus brunneus, 31447 nucleotides long. It is a transcript of the gene bent, whose product is annotated as twitchin. Lineage: Eukaryota; Metazoa; Arthropoda; Insecta; Hymenoptera; Formicidae. The transcript is spliced from 139 exons. Gene Ontology annotation, biological process: protein phosphorylation. Gene Ontology annotation, molecular function: protein binding; ATP binding; protein kinase activity. The coding region runs from base 1006 to 30354 and encodes 9782 amino acids. The record is from RefSeq and is a predicted model, not a curated record.
GUGGGGAACUCGUUGCUGGUGGUAGUGGUGUACAUGUCUCACCUGGUCGCGUCGUUAUCGCUUAUCGGACGUGACCUCGCACGGGGGUGGCCGGCGACGUCUACGUCGACGUCAACGUGGCGUCGCGGCGCCCGCGGCCGCCGCGUAGGUGUAUGACUCCGCUAGUGGAAGGAAGGUGGAAGGAACACAGAGAGCAUCUCAGCGGUCAGGUCGCGGUGGUGGUGGCGGUCGCGGUGGUGGGUAGACUUCAACCUCGAUCCAGCACCGCGAUACUUCGCGCGUUUAGUUGGCGCGCGGGGCCCCGGUGAUUGGGACGGCCAAUAGAGACACUCCGUGCAAGAAAAGAGAAAGAGAGUAGGGAACAAGAGACUGGGAUUGUCGGGAAGGAAGAGGAAGAAGACGAAGGGGACAACGACGAAGAAGAGCAAGAAGAAAGCGAGUGACGAGCGACGACCACACAGAGUGACGACGACCUAGACGAAGAAGACGACGACCGAAUCUCAGUUUUUUUCUGAACUUUCCCGUUUUUAUUACGGCCGUCUCGCGCGAGCCUGUAAAUUGCGAGUCGAGUCAGCCGAGCCGAGUGUGUGCACCUCGUUGUCUGCCUCUUGGGACCCACUGGGAAGUAAUCCCGGAGACAGGAAUAAGCGGCUGCUCGCCGUCGUCGCGCGGAGCUGCCGAGGAGGCAGGAGAAUCUCGGCUAGGGUGUCGGGAUACGGCUCGCACGGACGGCGACGGGGAAAACGCUCAUCCUCCGCUUCUGGAUACCUGGAGACGCGACCUGUUCUUCAAUAUUCCCAGGAGAAUUCUACGAAUAAGCGGCGGCAGUGGAGGUCGGGCUGAGGAAGAAGCCGCGGCGAAAGCAGGUUGGAUGGUGCCGCGGGUCGGCGCCGUUUGAACCGACGAGCAGGCGAAGGGCAGGAGAACAGAUCCCUCUUCCCUGCGGCCGCGCGAACGACAGUUUCGUCGUCGGUGUAGAGACAGGUGCGAAGGCGAGCCUCCAGAAUGGGGGUCGCCGACGACUUCGCGCCCAGCUUCACCCAGAAGCCGCAGCUGCGGCAGGAGGACGACGGCAACCGGCUGAUAUUCGAGUGUCAGCUGGUGAGCUCGCCGAAGCCCGAGAUUGCCUGGUUCCGCGGCGAGACCGAGCUCAGCCAGGAUGACAGGACCAACUUCAAGAUGCAGAGCGUCGGGACCAACAAGUUCCUGGUGGUGCUCGAGCUCGACGACGUCAUCGAGACCGACGCCGGCCUCUACAAGGUCAAGGCGAAGAACAAGAUGGGCGAGGUCGCCGCCUCCAUUAACCUCAACUUCAGUCUCGCCAGGCAACCCGCGAGAAGAGGACAAAUUGACGGCAUCGCGCCGACUUUCGCGAAGAAGCCCGCGAUUAGACAAGAGGACGACGGCAAACGGCUGCUCUUCGAGUGUCGCAUCACGGCCGAUCCCACGCCAAAAGUCACAUGGUUUCACGAUGGGAACAUGGUCAAAGAUUCGCCAAGGCACAAGCUGACCGUCGACAAAGAUGGCCACUCGUACUUCGCCACUCUGGAAAUAAAAAACGUGACCGUCGAGGAUGCUGGCAAAUAUAAGGUCACGGCGAAGAACGAGCUUGGCGAGUCUAAUGCCACGAUUUCCCUGAAUUUCGACAGCGACGAGGCACCCGUACCGGAAGACGGUAUUAAACCGACCUUCACCGAACGACCGGUGAUAAGACAAUCCGACGACGGUAACACCAUCACCUUCGAAUGCCGACUUGUCGGCGAUCCGAAGCCGAGUGUGAAGUGGUAUCACGGUACCGAGGAAGUGAAAGAGGGUGGACGAUUCAACACUUCCCUGGAACUCGAUCAGAAGCUGUACCACCUAGCGAGGCUGAGGAUCGACAACGUGGCGAAAGGAGACGCGGGGGAGUACAGGGCCGUGGCGAAGAACAAGCACGGCCAAGGGGUGGCGACGAUUAAUCUGAACUUCGAGGGUGGCGACAGGCUCAAAAUACCGGACGGUAAGCCACCGCGCUUCCCGAAGAAGCCGACGAUCCGCCAGGAGGGCGACAUACUUAUCAUGGAGUGCAUCCUGGAGGCACACCCGGUGCCGGACAUUACGUGGUACCAGGGUCAGAAAACGAUUGCCGACAGCAAGCGCGUCAAGAUGUCGCGCAAGGCCACUGGCAAGGACACGUACCUGCUGACCCUCGAGAUCUCGAACCCCACCAAGGCCGACGGCGGGAAUUACCGUUGCAACGCCUUUAACAACUUCGGCGAGAGUAACGCCAACAUCUCCUUGAACUUCCAAGAAGAGGGUGCGGGCUUCGCACCGUCCUUCGUCGAGAAACCUCGCAUUAUCCCGAACGAGAACGGCACGCUGAUCACCAUGAAGUGCAAGUGCAAAGCGAACCCCAAGCCGGAGGUUACGUGGUUCCGCGGCACCAACGUGGUCAAGGAGUCGUCAAAGAUCUCGAUCAAAACGAGAACGGUCGAAGAGGACAUCUACGAGCUUAUUAUGGAGAUCAAGGACCCAUCUGCACCUGAUGGCGGUACCUACAGGUGUCAUGUGAAGAACGAAUACGGCGAGAGCAACGCCAACCUGAACCUGAAUAUCGAAGCUGAACCAGAGCCAGAAGGAGACGGACCGACUUUCGUGGAAAAGCCGCGGAUACAGUCACAGAACAAAGGCAAACUCGUUAUCAUGGACUGUAAGGUCAAAGCAAAACCGAAGCCACAGAUCGUAUGGACUCACGCCGGCCAGGUGGUGAAGGAAUCCUCCAAGAUCUCCAUCAGUAUCGUAUACGAGAAAGAGGAUAUCUAUUACAUCAAACUCACUCUGAACGAUCCUGGAUCAGAGGAUUCCGGUCUUUAUAAAUGCAACAUCAAGAACGACCUCGGCGAACUCAACGCCAACCUUACGCUGAACGUGGAGAUUAUACCUGUGAUUAAGGAGAAACCAAAGGUGGUGAAGAUCAUUAAGAAGAAGACCGUGAUAGUAGAGUGUCAUGUUCUUUCUAAAUUCUCACCCGAUUGUACAUGGUUCAAGGAGAAUCAGCCCGUUAAAGAAGACAAUAGACACAAGCUGCUCGUCGACCAAGUCAAAGAAGGUGAAUUUUCCAUUAAACUCGAAAUCGAACAAAUGUCGGCGACAGACAAAGGUAUGUACAAGUUGGUAGCACGCAACGAAAAGGGCGAAGCCACCUCGCAAGUAGUCGAGGUGACGGAAAUCCCAGACCAAGGCGAGAAACCAAAAAUUGUUACCGGCCUGAAAUCAAUUACUGUCGAAGAAGGCAAGACUGUCGAAUUAAUCGCCAUCCUCGCAACGCAAGAUCGAAAAGUAACUAUCACCUGGUAUAGAGACUCAACGGUUGUCAAGGCGUCAAAGGACAUAAUGAUCUCCUUUAAUGGCUUGGACAUGAAAUUAACCAUCACUUCGGCAUCGACGGAAUUCUCAGGAACAUACAAAGUCGUCGUGAGCAACGAAUACGGCCAGGACGAAUCGUCGGCCCGACUCGUCGUCAAGAAGGAGGAAAAGAAAAAGGACGAAGAAGAGGAAGAGGAGAAGAAGAAAAAGAAGGUGGAAAAGAAGGAAGAAAAGAAAGAGGAAGAAAAGAAGGAGGAGAAGAAGAAAAUGGAGAUCCUACAGGAAACUCGAGAAACCACACCUAAACUCGAGAAAACCGCCGCGGCUCGCAAAGAGUCAAUCAGCAAGGUGCAGGAAAUUAAGCAAGAGAGUCGUCGCAGCUCACUCAUUACGACCGAGGGAAAGAUACUCGAUGAUGGCACCGCGACACUACGACGUGUUUCUAUACAGAAGACGGAAGAGGAAAUCAAGGUAGAGAGCAGACGAUCUUCGAUCAUAGAAAAGAAGAAAGCGACCGUCGAAAAGGAUACACCGAAAGAUAAAAUACACUUGCACGACACACUUAUGAGCAAGACACUCACACGCAAAUCCGACGAAGUACCGAAAAAUAAGACACACGAAACACCAUCGUAUAAGAUACAUCCACAGAAAUCUGACGAGAAAAUUGAGGAUAUUUGGUUGGCCAAGCCAAAAGAGCUCGACGUUGCAUCCAAGAGACACGAUAAAGAUAUUUCGAAAGAUAAAACACCUUCACAUGGCACACGUGACACACCUACAACUAAAACCUAUCCACACAAAUCCGACGAAGAAUCAAAAGAUAAAAAACAUCUACACGACACAUUUACAGAUAAAAAGUCUCCAAAUAAACCCGAAGAAGUGUUAAAGGAGAAAACAUAUUCGCGUGACGUGCGCACGGAUAAAAUACGUCCACAGAAAUCUGACGAGGAAAUCGAGGACAUUUGGUCGACUAAGCCAAAAGAACACGACACUGGAAGAUACGAUAAAGACAUAUCGAAAGACAAAACAUCUCCAUAUGGCAUAUGUACGGCUAAAAUACAGCCACAAAAAUCUGACGAGGAACCGAAAGACAAAGUACACUCGUCUGACAAAUUCGCAACUAAAACACAACCACAAAAGUCCGACGACAUAUCGAAAGACAAAAUAUAUCCAUGGGAUACACCCACAGCUAAAAUACAAACACGAAAGUACGAUGAAACACCAAAAGAUAAAAUACGCCCACGAGAUACACUCGCGACUAAAACACAAAAAUCUGACGAAGUACCGAGUGAUCAGACACGCCCACGAGAUACACUCACAGUUCAAACACAAUCACGAAAAUCUGACAUAGCAGUGAAAGAUGAAACAAGUCCACAGGAUACACUCAUAAUUAAAACACAGCAACGUAAGUCUAACGAUGUACCAAAAGAUGAAACGCGUCCACAAGAUACACCUACAAUUCAAACACAACCACGAAAAUCUGACACAGCAUCAAAAGAUGAAGUAAAUCCACGAGAUACACUCAUAAUUGAAACAAAACGACGUAAGUCUGACGAAGUACCGAAAGUUGAAGCGCGUCCACGAGAUAUACCCACAAUUCAAACACAACCACGAAAAUCUGAUACAGCACCAAGAGAUGAAAUAAAUCCACGGGAUACACUCAUAACUGUAACAAAGCGACGUAAAUCUGACGAAGCACCGAAAGGUGAAACACGUCCACAAGAUACAGCCACAGUUAAAACACAGUCACGAAAGUUCAUUGAUGGACAGAAGGAUGAAACACAUUCACAAGAUAUGCCUACAACUAAAACACAGCCGCGACAAUUCGACAAAGUGCAGAAAGACGAAGCACUUUCGCAAGAUACACACACAGCUAAAAUACAACCACGAAAGCCUGACGAACCAUUGAAAGAUAGAAUACACCUACACGAUACACCCACUGACAAGAUAUGUCCACGAGAAUCCGACGAGAAAACUGAGGACAUUUGGUCAACUGAGCCAAAAAAGCGCGAUAUUGCCCCCAGGAAAUAUAUCAAAGAUUCGCCGAAAGCUACGGACAAACCGUCCCGUCGUCAAUCUGACGAGAAGAUCGAGGAUAUUUGGUCGAGUCGAAGAGAACGUGAUGAUAAAUCACACAAAAAUUACGAGGAUUCGCCCAAAAUUAAGGACAAAUCUCCUCGUCGUCAGUCUGACGAGAAGAUCGAGAAUAUUUGGUCGAGUCGAAAAGAACGUGACGAUAGAUCACACAAAAAUUAUGAGGAUUCGCCCAAAAUUAAGGACAAAUCUCCUCGUCGUCAAUCUGACGAGAAGAUCGAGGAUGUUUGGUCUAAUUGCAAGGAACACAAAGAUAGGCACAAAAAUUACGAGGAUUCGCCUAAAGUUAAAGACAAAUCGUCCCGUCGUCAAUCUGACGAAAAGAUCGAGGAUAUUUGGUCCGGUCGGAAGGAGAACGAAGAUAAGCCGUACAAAAAUUAUGAGGAUUCACCCAAAAUUAAAGACAAAACUCCUCGCCGUCAAUCCGACGAAGAUGUCAAGGACGUGUGUUCUAGUCGGAAAGAACGUGAGAGCAGACCAUGCAAAAUCGACGAGGAUACACCGCAAAUCAAGACCACGCGACGUGUGUCGAAAGCCGACGAUCAAAGCGAAGUAGAUAGCGCGCCUUUGAGCAAACCGAAAGCACGCGAAGUCAAACCUACGCGAAGUAACGAGGACAAGUCACUGGAAGCGCAAAAGUCGAAAGGACCCGACGACAAACGCAUUCCACGUACUAAUGAGGACACGUCGCGCUCCACAGACACACAACAACAACUACACAAAACACCACUCGACCAAGAUGUCAAAACUUACUAUACACACUACAAUUACGAUAUUUGGGCACCAAAGUCCACCGAGCACAAACGGAAUUCCGUCACAGUCGACAAGGACGUUCUUUUACCUGCCACUAAAUCACAAACACAUGAAUCCGACGAUGAUAUCGAGGAUAUCUGGGCUUCGAGAACCGAGGACGACGCGCCCAAACCUAUCAAGAGGACGGAGGACUCGCAGAUUUCCAAAGUCGCGCCGUAUAAGAUCGAGGACAGAGUCGAGGAACCUACGUCCACAAACGCAUUUAAACCUACAAUCAAACCUAGGAGCAGCAUAAGCAAAGUUAAAGAAUCUACGGAGGACGAUAUACCCGAACACGAAAUAAGCGAGAGCAAACCCAAGAUCAGAGACACUGACUCUAGACUUGACAAGGAAGAAGCACCCAAGAAAAAGCUGUCCACUAGACGCAGGUCGUCUACUAAGUCAACCGAGGGCUCAGAGGACCAAGAACCGGUAUUGAAACCGAAGAAGAAGAAACCUAAACCCGUGGAUGACGUUAAGAAAGAGGAACCAAGCACAAAAGCGAAAACUCCCGGAAAACCAGAAACACGCAAGGAGGAAACUAAGCCUAAAGAGGAGGAAGCGAAGGUGGGACUGAAAGCCAAGACCAAGGCAGAGGAAGUAAAGGAAGCGCCAAAAUCCAAGUCUAGACCAGACGAGUCGAAGGAGGAACCAAAAGCCAAACCGAAAGCGGAGGAAGAAAAGGAAACACCAAAGGCCAAGCCUAAGCCAGACGAGCCGAAGGAGGAACCGAAAGCUAAAUCUAAAACAGAGGAAGUAAAGCAAACACCGACAUUCAAGCUCAAAGCGGAGGAGGACAAGGUCGAAGGCAAACCUAAGGCUAAACCAGAAGAGGCCAAGGAGACACCAAAAGGCAAACUUAAAUCAGACAAGCCAAAGGAGGAACCUAAAGAUAAAUCUAAAGCUGAGGAAGUGAAGAAAGAGGAACCCGCGAAGAAACCUACAGAUAAAUCAGAAGAACCAAAGAAAGAAGAAGAGAGGAAAAUGAGCCUGAAAUCUGUCAAGAAACUCGAGGAGGAGAAGAAGACUCAAGAAAAAGUCGAGCUUAAGCCGACCGAUGCGAAACCGAAACUCCGAAAAAUACCGCCGAAACAGGAAGCUAAAGCGGAAAGCUUUCAGGGGAUUCAACUUAAGCCAGUUACAAAAGACCCAAAAGAGGCUCAGAAGGCUGAAAAUGGGGUCGAGCUUAAGAAAACCGAGAAGGGUGAGAAACAGGAGGUGAAGAAGGUAAAAAUGUCGAAGGAAGCGAAGGAGGCAAGUUAUGAGCUUCCGGAGAUCCCGGAUUACGAGAGAGCCGUCCUCGAGAAACCUCAGGAGUUCGACUUUGGCGAGUUUACACCUCGCGACAAGACGAAACUCGAUAGGCCGACUACACAGAAAUUCGAUUCUAAGCCGAAGUUGCCGGAGAUCAAGGCGCCCGAAACACCAAAGAUCGAAGUUAUUAAGGACGUGACACCGGUCGGUAGCAGGAAAGGUUCCUUAGUGCCUGGAAGUGGUGCCAGCAGUCGACGCGGUUCACUCAUACCGCCCGAAGAAUUGGGUCGCAGACCCAGUCUGAUCAUCAGUGACGAGGAGCAUAGGAAGCUUCGUCCCGGCGAGGUGGUGGACGAGCGCAAGUUGAGAAAGUUACGGCCCGGUGAGGUGUUGGACGCAAAGACUAAGCUCGGCCGACUAGACGCGCUGCAGGAGAAAGAGCGUCGUCGUCCGAGCACAGCGGACAUCAGAAGACCCAGCGUGGCGGACCUCGAGAAUAAGAUCAAUCAGCCUAGCACACCUCUGCGAGAUGUCGGACCAGCUGGACCACCCCAGAUCGUCGAUGUCCAAGAGUCGUACUCCGCCGUCGAAGACUCGACGGCGUAUCUCACCGUCGCGGUGGAGGGCACGCCCGCGCCAACUUUCAAGUUCUACAAGGGCAUCACUGAGAUCAUCGAGGGUGGCCGCUUCAAGUUCCUCACGGACACGGAGACCAACACGAUCACCCUCUGCAUAAGGAAGACGAAGCCCAACGACGAGGGCACUUACAAGAUCGUCGUGAGCAACAUCCAUGGCGAGGAUUCCGCCGAGAUGCAGCUCUACGUUUCCGACGCCAGUGGUAUGGACUUCCGUGCUAUGUUGAAGAAGAUUAAGUAUCAGAAAUGGGGGCGAGAAGAGGUCGAGCAAGAAAAGGUGGACUUGAAGGAAGUCGAGAAGCCCAUGCCAGCGUUGAAGAAGGUGGAAAAGAAACCGGAAAGCUUCCUGAAGCCAUUGAUAGAUCAAUACGCCAAGGAGGGCAAGGACAAGAAAGUCACAUUCGAAGCGAACUUUACGAAACCGAACUGCAAGCCGAAAUGGUUCUUCCGAAAGGACGAAUUAUUCCCGUCAGCCAAGUACAAAUUCAAAAACGAGGAAGACUGCUACCAGCUGGUCGUCCUCGGACCCAAAGUCGAAGACACCGGAAAAUAUACAAUUGAAAUUUCCGGUGUAUCCAGCACAGCCUUCCUCAACGUGGAUGAACCUGAUCCAACGUACACCUUCACGAAGCCGUUGCAGAAGAACAUCAGCGGCUUUGCCCAGCAUGAAGCUUACAUGGAAUGUACAGUCAGUUCCAAUAUGGCGCAGGUACUCUGGUAUAGGGGCAAAACAAAACUCGAGGAUGGAGAUGUGUAUAGUAUCUCCAAAGACAUAGCCGGCGUUUGUCGGCUAACUUUAAAAAACGCGACUCUUGAAGACAGCGGCGAGUAUUCUUGUAAGAUAAGCAAACAAACGGACAAAACCGAGACGACUCUUUCCAUAAUUGAGUACCCUUACAAAUUCGUCAAGGUGCUGAAGCAUCAGCAAUUAGUAGAAAAAGAGGCGAUGGUUUUGAUUUGCGAAUUAGACGAUGCCGCGGGUGAAGUAAAAUGGUUUAAAGGCGACCAGGCGAUUACGCCUGAUAAGAGGGUGCAAAUCAAGGAAGACGGCAGGAAACGAAAACUCACCAUUAAAGACUGCAAGGUCACCGAUGCUGGACUCUACUCCUGCGUGAGCAACGCUGACAAGACAGAAGCCGAAAUUGUGAUAAUGUACGCCAAUCGCUUCAACAAGAAGCUGAAGGACACGGUCGCAGUCGAGAGGGAGAAGUUGGUGCUGGAUGUCGAGCUGCAGGAUCAAACCGCGCCAGCCAUAUUCUACUUUAAUGGCGAGAAGAUCGAGCCGAACGAGAGGAUAGAGAUUAAGAACCUGGGCGGUGGUAAGCACCAGUUGGUCUUCAAUCGAGUGGAGAUGACAGACGAUGGCGAGAUUAUGUGCGAGAGCGGUCAGCUGACCAGCAGUUGCAAGCUUACCGUGAGGAAAGGCGAGAGUAAGCCUAUAGUCGACUUCCCCGACAAAGUCGAAGGACCCUGCAGCGCACCACUGACCUUUGUCGUGCCUUUCAAAGUCGAUGGCACCAAACAGAGUCAAGUGGAAGCGAAGCUGAUGAAGGACGGCAAAGCACUACCUCUCAAGGAUGUCGAGAUUGUUGUAGGCGAGGAUAAGAUCACAUACAAGAUCAAGAAACCUCAACGCGAGUCGUCUGGAAUCUACCAGCUCAAAAUUAGUAACAAUCAGGGCGAAGAAGUGAAAGACGUCAAUAUUAUUAUGCAAGACGUUCCGUCUGCACCGACCGAUGUCGACGUCAAAGAUAUUUUCCACGACUCAUGCGUCGUGUCCUUCAAACCGUCGAAAGAUGACGGUGGCUCACCUAUCACGAAAUACGUCAUCGAGCGUCUCGAUCUGAGCCUGAAGUCGCAAUGGGAAAACGUGGGCGAAGUCAUGCUAGGCGAGAAGUGUGUCUAUAAGGUGACGGAUCUCGUGACGAAGAAGGAAUACAAAUUCCGCAUACGGGCGUUAAACAAACUCGGCUCCAGCGAACCGGCGCUGUUUGCCAAGCCCGUCUUAGCCAAGGAUCCAUGGGAUGAACCAGGCAAACCCAUGAAUGUCGAUAUCACCGAUUGGGACAAGGACCAUGCUGACUUGACAUGGACGAAACCCGACGACGACGGCGGUGCACCGAUCACCGGGUACAUAAUUGAGUACAAGGAGAAGUUCGGCAAAGAGUGGGUCACAGGCAAGGAAGUAGGAGAUGUUACUCAAGCGACUGUUGACGGUCUGAAGGAAGGCACACAGUAUGAGUUCAGGAUACGCGCAGUGAACAAGGCCGGUCCUGGCGAACCCUCCGAUACCACCAAGCCUAUCAUAGCGAAAUCUCGAUUUGUGAAGCCAUAUAUUAUCGGUGAUGGCCUCACAAAUCUAGUCAUCAAGAAGGGACAAGUUAUCAAGUUUGACAUUAAGUACGCCGGCGAGCCAGAGCCAGAGGUACAUUGGUUCCUAGGUCAAAAGGAGAUCUUCCAAGACGCGGCGGAAAGGAUCACGAUCGACAAGUACGAGAGGAAUACCGUGUUGACGGUCAGAAAGACCACCAGACCUGAUUCCGGAAAGUACAAACUGUUGUUGAAGAACAGCUCCGGUACCUGCGAGAGCACUAGCGAGGUCGUCGUUCUUGACAAACCAUCGAUCCCGAUUGGACCCCUCAAGACGGAGGAAGUACGCUCCGAUCAUGUCAAAGUCAAAUGGGACGCACCCGAAGAUAACGGCGGUACCGAAAUCACCGGUUACGUGUUGGAAAAAAUGGAUAUGGAUACUGGACGAUGGAUUCCAGCUGGAGAAGUCGGUCCUCACGAGAAGAUCUUCACGUUCUCCGGCCUGACGCCCAAAAAGAAGUACAAGUUCCGAGUCAAGGCCGUCAAUAAGGAAGGCGAGUCUGAACCAUUGGAGGUCGAGGAAGCUAUUGUCGCCAAGAAUCCUUACGAUGAGCCUGGUAAGCCUGGCAAGCCUGAAAUCUUCGACUACGACAACGUCAGUGUGUCCCUGAAAUGGGAGAAACCAAAAAGCGAUGGUGGACGAGUGAUCACGCAUUAUACCGUCGAGAUGAAGGAUAAAUUCGCCGUCGACUGGGUUGAAGUGAUGAAAACCACUGAUUCGACUCCUGAAGCUAAAGUAGAAGGCCUCAAGGAGAAGAUGGUCUAUCAAUUCCGCGUUCGCGCUCAUAAUAAGGCUGGUCCUAGCGAGCCUAGCGAUCCUACGGACAACCAUCUCUGCAAGCACAGGAAUCUGAGACCGAGAAUCGACCGAACGAACUUCAAGUCCAUCAUCAUUAAAGCUGGCCGCACACAUAAGUGGUCAGUGGAUGUUAGUGGUGAACCUCCGCCAGAAACCAAAUGGAUUUGGAGGGACAAUAUCCCGCUGACUACCACCGAGCGUAUCAAGAUCGACAAUGUCGACUAUCACACCGAUUUCACAAUCGUCAAUGCGAUGCGCAAAGAUACCGGAAAAUAUACUUUAGUCGCCGAAAACGCCAACGGCAAAGACGAAGAAACCGUCGAACUCACAGUACUAGGAAAACCAAGCGCGCCUAAAGGACCUCUAAAAGUCAGUGAUGUCACGAACACCACGGCUAAAGUGAAGUGGGAAAAGCCUGAGGAUGACGGUGGUGUGCCGAUCAAAGAAUACGAGAUCGAGAAGAUGGACACGAAAACAGGGAAAUGGGUCAGGGUGGGCAAGGUGCCUGGGAACUCUCCCAAUACAGAAUUCGAAGUUACCGGCCUGAAUCCAGGAAGCGAAUACAAAUUCCGCGUAACAGCUGUUAACGACGAGGGCGAUUCGGAACCUUUAGAAAGCGAUCGUGGCGUCAUUGCCAAGAACCCAUAUGAUGAACCGUUGAAGCCGGGAACGCCGGAAGUCACGGAUUACGACAACGAAUCCAUAAGCUUGAAGUGGGCCCCGCCCGAAUUCGACGGAGGAGCGCCGAUCGAGAAAUAUAUCAUUGAAAAGAAAGAUCGCUACAAGCCUGAUUGGGAGAAGGCCAUCGAGGUGCCUGGAAAUCAACUCGACGCCAAGGUACCGGACUUGAAGGAAAGGGGCGAAUAUCAGUUCCGAGUUAUCGCCGUGAACAAAGCCGGACCUUCACCUCCAUCUGAUGCAUCGAAGAUGCAGAUCUGCAAACACAAAGCUCUGAAACCGAGAAUCGAUAGAACGAACUUGAAACCGAUCAUCGUGCGAGCCGGCAAAAGCGUCAAGUACGACGUGGACGUACAGGGUGAGCCGCCGCCAGAGAUCAAGUGGUAUCACGCCAACAGCGAGGUGAAAUCCGGCGAGAAUAUCGAGAUCAUCAAUGUCGACUACAACACGAAGAUCACUAUUAGCGACAGCUUGCGCAAGAACACCGGUGUAUGGAAAAUCAAGGCUGUCAAUUCUCACGGCGAGGAUGAAGCGGAAGUUGAAAUAACAAUAUUAUCGGCUCCUGGAAAGCCAAAGGGACCGCUCAAAGUGGCGGACGUCACGAAGAACGGCUGCAAGCUGAAGUGGGAGAAACCAGAAGAUGACGGCGGCAAACCGAUCACUGGUUAUCAAAUAGAAAAAUUAGAUAAAUCAACUGGCAGAUGGGUACCUGUCGGUCGUACCGCGGAUACCGAAAUGGACGUAAAGGGUCUUCAAGAAGGACACGAGUACGAGUUCAGAGUGAAAGCUCUGAAUGAGGAAGGAGAAUCAGAACCGCUCGUGUCAGAUGGUUCCACGCUCGCAAAGAAUCCUUAUGAUGUAACCAGCAAGCCUGGAACACCAGAACUUGAGGACUGGGACGUCGAUCGUGUGGAUCUCAAGUGGGAACCUCCCAAGAACAAUGGCGGUGCAGCGAUCACCGGGUAUAUCAUCGAGAAAAAGGAGAAACCAUCUUCGCAUUGGGAGGAAGCUCUCGUCACCGACUCGCCUCAGCCGAAAGGCCGCGUUACCGGCUUGAAAAAGGGUUCUACUUAUCAAUUCCGCGUUCGCGCUGUUAACAAGGCUGGACCGUCGGAGCCCAGCGAUCCAACCAAACCGCAUGUUGCUAAAGCGAGAUUCCUGAAACCGCACAUCAAUCGUGACAAACUGCAAACUAUCAAAGUCAGAGCAGGCCAAUUGGUCAAGCUCGAGGUUGACAUUGAAGGUGAACCUCCUCCAACUGUUACAUGGAGCUUUGCUGGUGCACCACUCCAGACCGGAGCCAACGUGAAGAUUGAUAACGAAGACUAUCUCACCAAGAUCCAGUUGACGAAUACCAGUCGUAAAUUAACUGGCAAAUACACUAUCAAGGCUGUGAACGAUUCCGGGCAAGAUGAAGCUGACGUAGAAAUUAAUAUACUCGACAAGCCUGGAAAACCGGAGGGACCACUGGAAGUCACGGACGUGCACAAGGAGGGAUGCAAAUUGAAGUGGAACAAGCCGAAGGACGAUGGUGGUCUUCCUCUAUCCAGCUAUAUAGUGGAGAAGAUGGAUGUGACAACGGGUCGUUGGAUGCCAGCUGGUAUCGUGGAUCCUGACAAAACUGAGCACACGCUUACUGGUUUGGAGCCCGGCAAGAAGUACGAGUUCCGUGUGAAGGCUGUAAACGAGGAGGGAGAAUCGGAGCCUCUACAAACCGAUACCGCCAUCUUAGCCAAGAAUCCAUAUGACGCUCCAGCAGCACCUGGACUUCCAGAAAUUAUUGAUUGGUCAGAAAAUAUGGUAAAACUCAAAUGGGAACCACCAAUAAGGGACGGUGGAGCACCGAUUACCGGAUACAUCAUCGAGAUGAAAGAUAAGUUCGGUACCAGCUUCGUUAAAGCGGCUGAAGUACAAGGACCUAUGUGUACUGGGACAGUUCCCAGAUUGGAAGAAGGAAAUCAGUAUCAAUUUAGGGUACGUGCGGUCAACAAAGCUGGUCCUGGUGAACCUAGCGAGGCCACUAAUCCGCACACCGCUAAAGCUCGUUGGCUGAAACCAUAUAUCGAUCGCACAAACUUGCAAGCUAUAACGGUGAAGGUCGGUCUUACUGUGACUUUGGACGUUAACAUAAUUGGCGAACCACCGCCAAAAGUCACUUGGACCUUCAAGGACAAGGAACUCGUGUCAGACGAUACGCUACGCAUCGACAACAUUGACUACAACACCAAGUUCUUCAUCCUGAAAACUAAACGCGCGCAUACCGGCAAGUACGUGAUCAAGGCGAAGAACGAGGUCGGAGAAGAUACCGCCGAAGUGGAAAUCACUGUGCUUGGCAAGCCGAGUAAACCGAAGGGUCCGUUGGAAGUGUCAGACGUGAACAAACACGGAUGCAAACUCAAAUGGGACAAGCCUGAAGACGACGGUGGUUCGCCGGUCGAGUACUACGAGAUCGAAAAACUGGAUCCUCUCACAGGACAAUGGAUACCCUGCGGCCGCAGCAUCGAGCCGGAAGCUACUAUUACCGGGCUGCAAGAGGGCAAGCCUUAUAAAUUCCGCGUGAAGGCGGUCAACAGAGAAGGAGAGUCCGACGAUCUGGAAGCAGACAAAUCCAUCAUUGCCAAGAAUCCAUUCGAUGAACCUGGCAAGCCUGGUCGACCAGAACUUAAGAAUUGGGAUAAGGACUUUGUAGAUCUCGAAUGGACUCCGCCAAAGGAUGACGGCGGUGCACCGAUCGAAAAAUAUAUUGUGCAGAUGCGAGAUAAAGAGGGUAGGCAGUGGGUGGACGUUGCUAAGGUGCCGGGAGAUCGCACCGCUGCCAAGGUAACUGAUGGUAUUCAGGAAGGACAUGAGUACGAGUUCAGGAUCGUGGCGGUGAACAGAGCUGGACCUGGUGAACCCAGCGACAACUCGAAGAGCGUCAUUGCUAAACCUCGAUUCUUGGCUCCGCGCAUCGAUCGCAAGAAUCUCCAAAAGAAAGUUAUGCGAGUUGGCCAGAUGCUGCGAAUCGAGGCUGACAUCAAAGGUGAGCCGCCUCCAGUCGUCACGUGGAAACUUAAAGAUGCGGUGUUGAAGAGUAUGGAUCGCCUUAAAAUCGAGAAUGAAGAUUACCACACCAUGUUUAUCCUCAACAAGCUCAAGCGCUCAGACGGCGGCACUUACACCGUCAUCGCCAAGAACGACAGUGGUACCGAUCAAGUCGAUGUCGAAAUUCAGGUGUUGAGCAAGCCCAGCAAACCGAAAGGUCCGCUCGAAGUGUCUGAUGUAACGGCAGAAGGUUGCAAGUUGAAAUGGGACAAACCCGAGGACGAUGGUGGCGAACCAGUCGACCAUUAUCUCAUCGAAAGGAUGGAUGUGGAUAGCGGACGUUGGGUUCCAUGUGGCACCAGUAAGACUCCCGAGGCAGACGUGUCUGGCCUGAACGAGGGCAAGGAUUAUCAAUUCCGUGUCAAAGCUGUUAACUCCGAGGGCGAGUCCGAACCUCUGGAGACGAGUAUUCCAACCACUGCCAAGAAUCCUUAUGCUGAACCUGACGCACCUGGCAAACCCGAAUUAAAGGACUGGUCGAAGAAUCACGUGGACUUGAAAUGGAAGGCCCCAAAGAAGGAUGGUGGUGCUCCUAUCGAAAAAUAUAUCAUUGAAAAGAAGGACCAAUACGGCAAGUGGCAGAAGGCCGCAGAAGUGCCGGGCAAUAAGACAGAAGGCAAAGUGCCGGAUCUCGUGGAGGGUCAAAAGUAUCAAUUCCGGGUAAAGGCCGUCAACAAGGGCGGUCAGAGUAAACCCAGCGAGCCCAGUGACACAUUGACCGCCAAGGACCGCUACGCGGCGCCCAAGAUCGAUCGCACCAAUCUAAAAGACAUUACGAUUAAGGCUGGCAACGUCAUUCGGCUGGACGUCAAAGUGACGGGCGAACCACCGCCAUCAAAGACUUGGUUCCUGAACAAGGCCAAGCAAGAAUCCAGCAACGGCCUGACCAUUGAGACAGAGGAGUACAAGACGAAGUUUGUGGUCUCGUCAGCAACUAGAGCGCACUGCGGCACUUUAACCUUAAAGGCGGAGAAUAGCUCUGGCAAAGAUGAGGCGUCGAUCGAGGUCUUGGUGUUGGACAAACCUAGCAAGCCGGAAGGACCGCUCAAGGUUUCAGAUGUACACAAAGAAGGUUGUACUCUCAAAUGGAACCCACCUAUGGACGACGGCGGUGCUCCCUUGGACCACUAUGUGGUCGAGAAAAUGGAUACGGAGACCGGCAGAUGGAUACCGAUUGGACGCACCAAGGAUCCCAACAUGGAGGUGGAGAAUUUGGUGCCUGGACAAGAAUACAAAUUCCGAGUUGCGGCUGUGAACGCAGAAGGCGAAUCCGAACCGUUGGAAACCGAGCAUGGAAUCAUCGCGAAGAAUCCAUUCGAUGAACCUGAUGCACCAGGACGUCCAGAAGCGACCGAUUGGGACAAGGAUCACGUGGACUUGCGAUGGACUCCACCGUUGAACGACGGCGGAUCUCCAAUCACCGGAUACGUGAUCGAGAAGCGGGAGAAGGGUGCGCCCAAGUGGACGAAGGCGUGCGAGACUGGACCAGAUUGCAAAGGCCGUGUUGACCAUCUCGACGAGGGUGUCGAGUACGAGUUUAGGGUCAAAGCCAUCAAUGCUGCGGGACCUGGCGAACCGUCCGACGCCAGCAAACCGAUCACUGCCAAGAGUCGAAGACUCGCACCGAAGAUUGACAGGCGAAACCUGCGCGACCUAACUGUACGCGAGAACGAGGCAUUCCACUUCGACGUGAAAAUCAUCGGAGAACCGCCGCCAGACGUCACAUGGGUGAUCAACAACAAGAGUAUUCAGCAGACCACAUACCGCAGGAUACAGAAUGUACCUUACAACAGCAAAUUCUUCAACGACAAGCCUGAACGUAAGGAUAGUGGGACUUACAAGAUCACGGCGGUCAAUCAACACGGAUCCGACACCGCCGAGGUCGAAGUUACCGUUGUCUCCAAGCCUGGUAAACCAGAGGGACCACUAGAAGUGUCUGACGUGCACAAGGAAGGAUGUACGCUCAAAUGGAAGAAACCCAAGGAUGACGGUGGAGAACCGAUCGAGGGAUACCUUGUGGAGAAAUUCGAUCCAGAAACUGGAGUCUGGUUGCCGGUUGGCAAAACUACCGGCCCUGAAAUGAAAGUUGAGGGACUUACACCUGGACACGAGUACAAGUUCCGAGUAAAAGCACUCAACAAGGAGGGCGAAUCCGAGCCGUUAGAAACUUUCAGUUCUAUCAUAGCCAAAGAUCCGUUUACUGUGCCAGCAGCUCCUGGAGCACCGGAACCGGUCGAUUGGACAGCCAACCAAGUAGAACUCGCCUGGAAAGAGCCGGUUAGCGACGGUGGUUCACCCAUCACGGGCUACAUUAUCGAGAAGAAAGACAAAUACAGUACUAUGUGGGAGAAGGCCUUGGAGACCAAUACACCAACUACUAAAGCUUUGGUACACGGUCUGAUAGAAGGCAAUGAUUAUCAGUUCCGCGUGAUUGCUGUGAACAAGGCCGGUCAAUCGGAGCCAGGUGAAGCCAGCAAGACGUUCACGGCUAAGCCACGCUUCUUGGCCCCGAAGAUCGACAGGCGCAAUUUGAGGGACGUUACCCUGUCUGCUGGCUCAAUGUUGAAGUUCGACGCCAACGUGAUCGGCGAGCCGCCGCCCCACAUCGAUUGGCGUUAUGGCGCGAUACCGUUGCAUUCCGACAGAAAGGUGCAGAUCGACAACAGCGAUUACAACACCAAGUUCAGCAUACGGCCGGUGUCGCGAGACGACAGUGGCGAUUACACCGUCACCGCGAGCAACUCGUCGGGCAAAGACUCGGUGACGGUGCAGGUGACAGUGACCGACAAGCCGACGCCGCCUGAGGGACCGCUUCAAGUGACGGAUGUGCAUAAGGAGGGAUGUAAGUUGAAGUGGAAGAGGCCCAAGGACAACGGAGGCACACCCAUUGAGUAUUACCAGGUGGAUAAGAUGGACCCGGAGACCGGAUGCUGGGUACCUUGUGGACGUUCUGCAGAACCGAAUCUCGAAGUAACAGGUCUAACACCUGGCAAGGAGUACCUCUUCCGCGUGGCUGCGGUCAAUGCUGAAGGAGAGUCGAAACCCUUGGAAGCGGAACAAGCGAUAUUAGCCAAGAAUCCGUUCGACGAGCCAGGCAAGCCGGGUGAUCUUCGCGCUACUGACUGGGACAAGGAUCACGUGGAUCUCAAGUGGACACCGCCUGAAAACGACGGUGGUUCACCGAUCACUGGUUACGUAAUCGAGAAGAAGGACAAAUACGGCGAAUGGGAGAAGGCGCUGGAAGUGCCCGCGGAUGAGACUUUCGCCACUGUGCCUGACUUGAUCGAGGGUCAACCGUACGAAUUCCGCGUGCGAGCGGUGAACAAGGCCGGUCCGGGAGAACCUUCGGACGCUACACCGACCAUCAUCGCCAAGCCGCGCAACCAAGCGCCGAGGAUCGAUCGCACGAAUCUGAUCGAAGUGAGGAUCAAGGCCGGUCAGAACUUCAGCUUCGACUGCAAGGUGACGGGUGAGCCACCUCCGACCACCAAAUGGAUGUUGAACGGCAAAGAAGUCCGACCGACUGAACGUGUCAAAGUGAAACAUGUAGACUACAACACCAGCUUGAGCGUGAGAAUGGCCACGCGAGCAGAAUCCGGCAAAUACACAGUUAUCGCGGAGAACAUCAACGGCAAGGACGAGGCCUUCGUUAAGGUGACUGUCUUGGCCCAGCCGAGUCCGCCACAGGGUCCGCUCAAAGUGUCUGACGUACAUGCUGAAGGAUGCAAACUCGCAUGGAAGCCACCCGAAGACGACGGUGGACAACCGGUGGAGAAGUACGUCGUGGAGAAGAUGGACGAGGUUACCGGUCGCUGGGUACCGGCCGGAGAGACCGACGGGCCAGAAACAAAUCUGCAGGUAGAGGGUCUGACACCGGGGCACAAGUACAAGUUCCGGGUGAGGGCCGUCAAUAAGCAGGGCAAGUCCGAGCCGCUCACCGCCAUGCAGAGCAUCGAGGCGAAGAAUCCAUUUGACGAGCCAGGAAAACCCGGCACGCCAUCGGUGGCUGAUUACGACAAAGACUUCGUCGAGCUCCAAUGGAAACGUCCCGAGGAAGACGGUGGAUCACCGAUUACUGGUUACAUCAUAGAGAAACGCGACAAGUACAGUCCGACGUGGGAGAAAUGCGCGGAAGUCGACGGUGACGUGAACCGCGGCAAAGUUGAGGACUUGGUCGAAGGGACUCAAUAUGAAUUCCGUGUAAGGGCUGUCAACAAAGCCGGUCCUGGUGAACCAUCCGAGGCAUCGAAGCCUCAUACAGCACGACCUAAGAACCUUCCACCGAAGAUCGACAGGAAGUACAUGCUGGACGUGAAGGUCCGAGCCGGUGGCUUCUUUGACUUCGACGUACCGGUAAUCGGUGAGCCACCUCCAACCAAAGAAUGGUCGCUAAAGGACGCCGUAGUGAUAGCGAGCGACCGCGUCAAGAUCACCAACGAGGACUACAACACCAAAGUGCGCAUAAUGGAGGCGAAACGUUCCGAUUCCGGCGUCUACACGCUAGUGGCCAAGAACAUAAACGGCAAGGACACCGCCACAUUAAACGUGAACGUGCUGGACAUACCCUCUCCGCCGGAGGGCCCGUUGAAAGUGGACAAAGUCACCAAGAACGGAUGCACACUCAAAUGGCGACCGCCGAAGGACGAUGGCGGCUCCGAAAUCCAAUAUUACCAAGUCGAGAAGAUGGAUAUGGAAAACAUGCGUUGGGUGCCCGUGGCCGAGGCUAGCAUUCCCUCCGCUCGAGUAGAUCAUCUCAUCGAAGGUCACGACUAUCAGUUCCGCGUGCGCGCGGUCAAUAAGCAAGGCGAGUCCCAACCGUUGACGGGAUUGGACACCAUCACCGCCAAAGAUCCUUUCGCCAAGCCGGACAAACCCGGAGCGCCGGUGGCCACCGACUGGGACAAAGACCACGUGGACCUCGAAUGGGCGCCACCCAAGAAAGACGGUGGGUCGCCUAUAACUGGAUAUAUCAUCGAGAAGAAACCUCGUUUUGGACAAUGGGAGAAGGCCGCCGAGAUAUCCGGAGAUAAGACCAAUGCCAGAGUACCGGACUUGGUAGAGAAUCAGGAAUACGAGUUCAGGGUGAUAGCUGUGAACAAGGGUGGACCUGGAGAACCGUCCGACGCGUCGGCUCCGAUUGUCGCCAAGCCGCGCUUCAUCGCUCCUUCGUUCGACACGCAUUUGCUGAACGACUUGGUGGUACGCGCUGGUCAGAAGAUCAGCUACACCAUUCCCAUCGUGGCGUCGCCUAAACCGAAAGCAACAUGGUCUCGCGACGGAGUCCAGAUCGUAGCUGACGCUCGUCAUGAGAUGUAUACCACUAACACCGAAACAUCCUUCGAGAUUCCGUUCUCCGUCCGCGGUGAUACUGGACGUUACACUCUAACUUUGGAAAAUGAACAUGGCAGUUUCAGUGCUAGCGCGAGAGUCACUGUCCUCGAUAGACCAGCGCCACCGGAGAAGCCGCUGGACGUCACCAACGUCACCAAAGAGGGUUGCCACUUAACCUGGGGCCAUCCUCUCGACGACGGCGGCAGUCCCAUUCUACACUACGUUGUCGAAAAAAUGGACCUGUCUCGAGGAACUUGGUCCGACGCCGGCAUGAGCAUGGUGCUGAGUCACGAGGUCAGUCGUUUGACCCAUCGCAAGGAAUAUCUAUUCCGCGUCAAGGCUGUCAACAAUAUCGGAGAGUCCGACCCGCUCGAGACCACGAAGAGCAUAAUCGCGAAGAACGAAUUCGAUGAACCAGAUGCACCUGGCAGACCACUGAUCACAGACUGGGACAAAGAUCACGUGGACUUGCAAUGGCCAGCGCCGAAGAACGACGGUGGAUCACCGAUCACGGGUUAUAUCGUUCAGAAGAAGGAAAAAGGCAGUCCUUACUGGGUCAACGCGAUACAUGUACCAGCAAAACAAACUAACACAACCGUUCCGGACUUGACGGAAGGCCAAGAAUAUGAGUUCCGUGUAAUCGCUGUCAAUGCCGCCGGUCAAUCCGAGCCAUCUGAACCCAGCGACCUUGUCACUGCCAAACCUCGCUAUCUGGCUCCAAAGAUCAAGACACCUUUGCAAGAUAUUCGUAUCAAGGCUGGACUCAUCUUCCACGUGGAUAUCGACUUCAUCGGCGAGCCAACACCGGAGGUAACCUGGAGCGUUGGAAGCAACGAACUGCAGACCAACGACAGGACGACGGUCACGUCGAUAGGCUACCACACGAUCGUGCACAUUGUCAACGCUAAGAGAUCCGACUCGGGAUUGUAUCACUUGUUGCUGAAGAACAGCAGCGGCAUAGACGAAGGUAGCUUCCAAAUGACCGUCUUGGAUAAGCCUGGACCACCAGAAGGUCCCUUGGAGUAUGAAGAGAUCACCAACCAAUCCGUCACGCUUUCCUGGAAACCACCCAAAGACAACGGUGGCAGCGAGCUUACUGGAUACGUUAUCGAGAAACGCGAUAUCACUCAUGGUGGCGGCUGGGUACCAGCAGUUACGCACGUUAAUCCCAAGUACAAUCACGCUACAGUACCAAGGUUGCUCGAGGGAACCACGUAUGAAUUCCGUGUGUGCGCGGAAAAUCUACAAGGCCGGUCCGAGCCAUUGACCACCGACCGAUCUGUCGUUGCCAAGAACCAAUUCGUGGCUCCUGGACAACCCGGCAAGCCGGAAUGCGUGGAUGCCGACAAGGACCACAUCAAGAUCAAAUGGAGCCCUCCGAUCAGCAAUGGUGGCUCCAAAAUUAUUGGUUACGAUGUGGAACGUCGCGAUCGUGCCACUGGUCGCUGGAUAAAGCAAAACAAAGAGCCUGUCAGAUACCCUGAAUUCUACGACGAUCAUGUGACCGAGGGUCACCAGUACGAGUACCGAGUGUCGGCUAUAAACGCCGCUGGUGCGGGAAAACCGAGCGAGACUUCGUCCGUGUUCACUGCUAAGCCCAUGAAGGAGAAACCGAAACUCCACUUGGACGCUCUGAUCGGCCGCAAGAUCAAGGUCCGUGCUGGAGAACCCAUCAACGUCAACAUACCGUUGUCCGGUGCGCCCACGCCGAAAGUCGAAUGGACCAAGGCUGGAAGAUCGCUCACGGAAACCCUUCGUAUCUCGACCGAGACCAAGAGCGAUCGAACGCAGUUGUUAAUCGAUAAGUCCGUGCGAGAUGACAGCGGUACUUACACCGUGACCGCAAGAAACGAGCAUGGAAAGGACUCUGCCGAGAUCGAGGUGAUUGUCGUGGAUAAGCCUGGACCACCUCAAGGCCCUCUGCAAUACACCGGCACGACGCAGGAAUCCGUCGCGCUCGCUUGGAAUCCGCCGGUGGACGACGGUGGAUCCGAUAUCACCAACUACAUCGUCGAGGUGUCGGAUUACGGAUCUGACAAUUGGCGACAGGCACCUGGUUACUGUCCCAGGACGAGCUUCACGGCGAAAGGCCUGAUCGAGGGCAAGAAAUACGUCUUCAGGGUCCGCGCUGAGAACAUGUACGGUGUCUCGGAGCCGUUGGAGGGCAAACCUGUGAUCGCCAAGAGCCCCUACGAUCCGCCGGAUGCGCCAAGCCAGCCUGAGAUUCUUGGCUACACUCCUAACAGCUGCAGUCUCACCUGGAACCCACCUAUUAAUACCGGCGGCAAGCCUAUCACCGGUUAUUACGUGGAGAGACGCGAGCGUGGAGGAGAAUGGUUGAAAGUGAACAAUUACCCAACGCCGAACACAACAUUUACCGUACAGGAUCUUCAUGAGGGGUCGCGAUAUGAGUUCAGAGUAAUCGCUGUUAAUGAAGCUGGUCCUGGUAAACCUAGCAAACCCACUGAACCCAUCACUGCCGGACACCAACGUCGACGUCCUGAUGCACCUGAGCCGCCUAAGCCGGACAGGAUAACUAAGGACUCGGUGACGUUGAGUUGGCGAUCACCGCGAAGUGAUGGCGGCGCGAAGAUCAGAGGCUACAUUAUCCAAAAGAAGGCCAAGGGUGAAGACGAAUGGUCAGAUGUAAACGGCGCGCCCAUACCGGGCAACGUACACACUGUGCCAAAGCUGAAGGAGGGCGAGGAGUAUCUCUUCAGAGUAUUCGCGGUGAACGACGUUGGUAGCAGCGAUCCAAGCCGACCUAGCAACCCCAUCAUUAUCGAGGAGCAACCCAAUAAACCUGUCAUGGAUCUUGGCGGAGUUCGCGACAUCACCGUUCGCGCUGGCGAGGACUUCUCUAUACAUGUACCUUACAUUGGUUUCCCCAAGCCGACUGCUACGUGGUUUGCCAACGACGUCGUCAAGGAUGAGACUGAUCCGCGCGUGCAUCAGCAGCUGACCGACGAUUUCGCCAGUCUUGUGGUAAAGAAUUCGAAACGUUCGGACGGAGGACAGUACAGACUCCAACUGCGCAACUCAUCCGGCUUCGACACGGCAACCGUCAACGUGAAGGUUCUCGAUCGUCCAAUGCCACCCGAAAAUCUUCGAGGUGACGAGUUCGGUGGUGAUGCUCUCACCCUCUUCUGGAGCCCGCCUAAGGAUAACGGCGGUGCUGAUAUCACUAACUAUGUGAUAGAAAAGAAAGAACCGAAGUCCGCUACGUGGUCGAAGGUGAGCAGCUACGUCACGACACCAUUUGUACGAGUUAGGAAUUUAACUGUUGGCCAAGUCUAUGAAUUCCGGGUGAUGGCUGAGAAUCAGUACGGCACUUCGGAUCCAGUGAUGACGACUGACCCGAUCAAAGCAAGACAUCCCUUCGAUCCACCAGGUGCUCCCGGGACACCUCGCGGUUUGGAGACUACGGAAGACAGCAUCACCAUCACAUGGACCAAGCCCCGUCACGAUGGCGGUUCUCCGAUCAUCGGAUAUGUUGUCGAGAAGCGUCUUCUGAGCGAGGAUAAGUGGGUGAAAGCUACACCGUCUCUGGUACACGAUACCACUUACAAAGUCACUGGAUUAAUCGAGAAUCACGAUUACGAGUUCCGCGUGGCCGCGGAAAAUGCUGCAGGCCGUGGACCUUGGAGCUCGAAUUCCGACGUUAUUCGUGCUAGUGCUGCACCAUUCCCGCCGAAGAUCACGAGUGACCUCAGCAUCCGCGACAUGACUGUGAUCGCUGGAGAACCAUUCACCAUCACGGUACCGUACACAGCUAAUCCCAAGCCAAGACCGAACUGGUCUAUCAAUGGCGAGGAAGUACUCACUGGCGAAAGGAUCAAGUUCGAGACGACCGAUGUGGCCUCGCAAUUUAUUAACAAGAAGGCGAAGAGAUCGGAUACUGGAACGUAUACGAUAUAUCUCACGAAUACCGUCGGUACGGAUUCCGCCUCUUGCAAGGUCCUUGUUGUCGAUAAGCCAUCACCACCAUUGGCACCUUUGGACAUCUCCGAUAUCACACCAGAAACCUGCACACUGUCGUGGAAGCCACCGUUUGACGACGGCGGUUCACCAAUUACAAAUUACAUCGUUGAGAAGCUGGAUCCAGCCGGUUUUUGGAUGAAAGUCAGCAGCUUCGUGAGGAGCACGCAUUACGACGUGAUCGGUUUGGAACCGAAUCGCACGUAUAACUUCCGCGUACGAGCGGAAAAUCAGUACGGCAUAUCCGAACCGCUGCAGGCUGAUGAACCAAUAACGGCCAAGUUCCCAUUCACGGUACCAGACCCACCUGGACAGCCGCGUGUCAUCGAUUGGGACACUUCAAAUGCUACUGUGGUCUGGACAAAGCCAUUGUCUGAUGGUGGAUCUCGCAUUCAGGGUUACAAAAUCGAGUUCCGCGAUCCUGCUGAAGACGUGCAAUGGCGCGUGGCGAACGACUACCUCUUCAAGGACACCACAUACGUGUGCUACAAUCUGUUGAGCGGCCACGAGUACGAGUUUAGAAUCCGCGCGAAGAACGCAGCUGGCUUCAGCAAGCCGAGCCCGCCGUCUUUGCCGUUCAAAAUCAAGAGCAAGUUCAACGUGCCAUCACCGCCUGGCACGCCGCAAGUCACCAAGGUCGGUAAGAACUACGUCGAUCUCAGAUGGGAGCCACCCGUGUCCGAUGGCGGCAGCAGAAUCACCGGCUAUGUGAUCGAGAAACGCGAGGUGGGCAGCGCGAUGUGGGCCAAGUGCAACGAAUACAACGUCGUGGACACCGAGUACACCGUCAUGCAUUUGAUCGAGCGGGGCGAUUACGAGUUCCGAGUCUUCGCGCUCAACGCGGCUGGUAGAUCCGAGCCGAGCUCGUGCACCACCCCAGUGAAAAUCUGCGAAGUCGAGGGAGGCAUAAAGCCCGAGUUUAUUAGGAAUUUGCCCAUCAGUCAAAUUAUACCACUCGGCAAGACCCUUGUCCUCGAAUGUGAAGCCACGGGUAAACCCUUGCCAACCGCCAGGUGGCUGAAGAACGGCCGGGAGAUCACUCUCGGCGGUCGUUUCCGCGCAGAGGCUUUGAACGGUAUCUAUAGGCUGGUAAUCUCCGAGGUGUGGGACGCAGAUGACGGCGAUUACAGCUGCCAGAUCUCGAACCCGCUCGGCAUCGCCACGACCACGUGCAGGCUGAAGAUCGGCACGCCGCCACGUAUUGAGCGCAUGCCGGGUGAUCUCUACUUACCGGAAGGCGACAAUACGAAGAUCAAGAUCUACUAUAGCGGCGACCAGCCGAUGGAGGUGACCCUGAAGAAAGACGGCCGCCAGAUCGUGGAGACCACGCACAUCAAGUACACGGUCUUCGACGAGUACCUCAUUAUUUACAUCAAAGACAUCCAGAAAGACGACGCCGGCAUUUACGACUUGUCCAUCUCCAACGAUAGCGGCAGCGUCAGUGCAUCCUUCAACGUCUACAUCACCGGACUGCCCGGUCCUCCGAUCGGGCCUCUCGACGUGUCCGAUAUCGACAAGCAUACCUGCACUCUAUCCUGGCAUCCACCCAAAUACGACGGCGGCCUCAGAAUCACCCAUUACGUAGUGGAACGCCGCGACGUCAGUCAUACGCAUUGGAUCAUCGUAUCGUCCUUCUGCAGGGACACCACCUUUGUCGUGCAAGGUCUCACCGAGGGUCAAGAGUAUCUCUUCAGGGUAAUGGCGGCUAACGAUAACGGCAUGGGCCCGCCACUAGAAGGUACUAAUCCGAUCAAGGCAAAGGCGCCCUUCGAUCCACCAGGACCACCCGGUACACCCAAGGUCACUGAAGUCGGUGGCGAUUUCGUCAAUUUAUCGUGGGAGAAACCAGAGACGGACGGCGGCGCCAAGAUCCAGGGCUACUGGAUAGACAAGAAGGAGGUUGGCAGUCAAGCUUGGCAACGUGUGAACGUCAGUAUCUGCCUGCCGACGCAGAUCAACGUCAGUAACCUCAUCGAGGGCAGGCAGUACGAGUUUCGAGUGUUCGCUCAAAACAUAGCUGGCCUCAGCCUGGAAUCAAAAGCCUCAACCUCCGUGAAGAUCGUCGACCCGCAGGCGGCAAAGGCUCCGGAAAUUAUCCAGCCCCUCAGCAAGGUGAACUGCGUCCAAAACCACAAUGCUCACUUCCACUGCAAGAUCAUCGGCACACCGAAACCAACCAUCACCUGGUUCAAGGGAGCCCGCGAGAUCGUCAGCGGUAGCCGCUAUAACAUCUACUCCGAAGGUGAAGCACACAACCUCAUCAUCCACGACGUAUUUGGCGAGGACGCGGACGAGUACUUCUGCCGCGCGGCGAAUAAGUGUGGUGUAAAGUCCACGAAGGGCGAACUCUUCAUCAAGACACCUCCUAAACUAAAUGUGCCGCCGCGAUUCCGUGACACCGCCUUCUUCGACAAGGGCGUGAACGUCGUCAUCAAGAUCCCGUUCACCGGUUACCCCAAGCCGAAGAUCACGUGGGUGCGCGAAGGCGAAGUGAUCGAGUCUGGCGGUCAUUACGCCGUCGAGGUGAAGGAACGGCACGCCGUGUUGACCAUUCGCGAUGGCAGCCGCAUGGACUCCGGUCCGUAUCGCAUCACUGCCGAGAACGACCUCGGCCAGGACUCCGCCAUCAUCAAGAUCCAGAUCAGCGACCGUCCAGACCCACCAAGGUUCCCACAGGUGGACAACGUCGGCCACGACUCACUGGCGGUCAGCUGGAAGCCGCCGGUCUGGGACGGCGGCAGCAACAUCACCAACUACGUGGUGGAGAAGCGCGAGCACCCGAUGAGCACCUGGAUCAGAGCCGGCAAUACCAGAUUCUGCACAUUAGCGGUGACCGGUCUCAGCCCCGGACACCAGUACGACUUCAGGGUAUGCGCUGAGAACGUGUACGGACGCUCGGAUCCGAGCGAGGUAACGCCGCUGAUCACCACGAAGGGUGUCAUCAAGAGGGAGUUCAAGAAGAAGGAGUAUGAGGUGGACGCGAGCGGCAAGAAGAUUCGCGGGCGCAGCGACGAGAAGCCGCGCGACUACGAUCAAUUCGUGUUCGACGUCUACAGCAAGUAUGUGCCGCAACCGGUGGAGAUCAAGCACACGUCGGUGUACGACAAGUACGACAUCCUCGAGGAGAUUGGCACCGGCGCGUUUGGCGUGGUGCAUCGUUGCCGUGAACGCACCACCGGCAACAUCUUCGCCGCCAAGUUCAUCCCGGUGUCUCACAUAAUGGAGAAGGAAUUGAUCCGCAAAGAGAUCGACAUCAUGAAUCAGCUGCACCAUCCCAAGCUGAUCAACCUACACGAUGCCUUCGAAGACGACGAUGAGAUGGUACUGAUCUUCGAGUUCCUGUCCGGCGGCGAGCUGUUCGAGAGGAUCACGGCCGAGGGCUACACCAUGUCCGAGGCGGAGGUUAUCAAUUACAUGAGGCAAAUCUGCGAGGGCGUUAAGCAUAUGCAUGAGAAGAACAUCAUCCAUCUCGACAUCAAGCCCGAGAAUAUUAUGUGCCAAACUCGCAAUAGUACAAACGUGAAACUGAUCGACUUCGGUCUUGCCACGAAACUCGAUCCGAACGAAGUAGUAAAGAUCAGUACAGGCACUGCCGAGUUCGCUGCUCCUGAGAUCGUCGAGCGUGAGCCCGUCGGCUUUUACACCGAUAUGUGGGCUUGCGGUGUAUUAGCUUAUGUCUUAUUGAGUGGUCUUUCACCGUUCGCUGGCGACAACGACAUCGAGACCUUAAAGAACGUGAAGGCGUGCGACUGGGACUUCGACGAGGAGGCGUUCCGCGACGUUUCUGAGGAAGGCAAAGAUUUCAUCAGACGGCUACUCGUCAAGAAUAAAGAGAAGCGCAUGACCGCUCACGAGUGCCUUCUUCAUCCGUGGCUGACUGGUGACCAUAGCAAAUGGACCAACCCGAUCGCCAACAGUCGUUACCUCAGCAUCAGAGACAGAUUACGUGCCAAAUAUGAGAAUUGGGACAAGUAUGUUCUUCCCAUCGGCCGCCUAGCCGAGUACUCGUCGCUCAGGAAGCUCUUAAUCGACAAAUACAGAAUCUACGACUCCUGCUUCGAUCGCCGACAAGCAGCACCUAGAUUCGUCAUCAAGCCGCAAAGCGCGUUUGCCUAUGAAGGACAAAGCGUGAAGUUCACUUGCCGUGUGAUCGCAAUUGCGGCGCCUACCCUGUCUUGGUCGCACAAUAACCAGGAACUGCGGCAAUCUGUCAAAUUUAUGAAACGGUAUCACGGUGACGAUUACACUUUCGUCAUCAAUAGGGUUAAGUUGGAAGACAGAGGAGAGUAUAUUAUACGCGCAGAGAACCAUUACGGCUAUCGCGAAGAGGUCGUCUUCCUUAACGUGCAGCCAUUACCUAGAGAAAUUCCGAUAUAUAGGCCAGAACUGCAACCAAUACGUAGACGAGAACCGCUUGGCUACAACGUGUGGCUAGAGAUGAUCGAAUCAGCGCCGAGCUUCACUUUCCUGCUACGACCUCGUGUCAUCCAGAUCAGGCAGACCUGCAAACUGCUCUGCUGUCUGAGCGGUAACCCACCGCCUACUGUGAAAUGGUACAAGGACAGGGAGGAAUUGUCCAAGCAUAAUUAUCCCAUGAGCAACGCCGACGGCGUUGUCACGAUGGAGAUCGUCGACUGCAAGCCGGAAGAUAGCGGCAAAUAUCGCUGUGUGGCUAGCAAUAAGCAUGGCAAGGACGAGACCAGCUGUGUAGUCAUUGUAGAAGGCACUGGAGAAACGGCGGAGCAAGUAAAAUUAGCGCACGACCUCCUACAUUCCGGAGAUCGAAGGUUCAUCGAGCAACCGCUGAAACCGGCACCACCACCGAUCGUAACAAUCCACAAGUCCAGCGGCUACAGCGGCUACAGUUCCACAACCAAUCAGACUCAAUCUUCUACAUCUUCUUACAACGGCAAGCACUCCACCACCACCUCUUCGUAUAAGGAUAGUUCCAGCGUCAAAAUCAACGAAUCUUCCGAUAAACGAAGCAUCAAGAAAUAUGGCUCGAAACUCGAUGCCACCGGUAGCCCAUCACGAUCUAGAAGCGCCACCAAAGAACUUAUCUGUCCCUCGGACGAUUCGAUGAGACCGCCACAGUUCACUCAGAAGCUGAAAAAUCUUACGGUCAAUGACGGCGAGCAGCUGGAGCUAACAGUGAAGGUCGACGGCGACCCGGAACCGCAAAUUGCUUGGAAUAAAGAUGGCAAGAUACUGAGCUCGUCAGAGAUCAUCGAUCUCAAGUACAAAAACGGAGUGGCUACACUCACGAUUAACGAAGUAUUCCCCGAAGACGAAGGCGAGUAUAAGUGUCUGGCGACCAACAGCAUCGGCAGCGACACGACAUCCUGCAAGCUGACCAUUAAGCCCGUGGAGAACGCUUCCGCGAAGAAGAGGAGCGACGACAAAUCGCCGAAGAUCGUGGACCAUCUGACCAGCAUGUACGUGAAGGACGGCGAAGCAGUGACGCUCAGCUGCCGGAUAAUCGGCGCCAAGAAGUUCGACGUGGUGUGGCUACACAACAACAAGGAAAUUAAGCCUAGCAAGGACUUCCAGUACACCAGCGAGGCUAAUAUUCACAAACUGGUCAUCGCCGAGAUAUUCCCCGAGGAUUCCGGCACUUACACGUGCGAAGCGUUCAACGAUGCAGGAGAGAGCUACUCGUCGUGCACGUUAAGCGUACUCGCUCCGAAUGAGGAGCCGAAAAGCCCAGCGUUCGCGACAUUCCCACAAUCUGCAACAGUGAGCGAAAGCGAGUCGGUGACUUUCACAUGCAAGACUGAUACCGCGCCUCUGAAAGUGACUUGGCUGAAGGACGGCAAGGCGAUCCCCGAGACGAGCAGCAGAUAUCACUUCAGCUCGGACGGCAACACCUCCUUCGAGUUCGGCAUCAAGACGUGCACGGCUAGCGACGUUGGCCAAUAUUCGGCGCGCGCGAUCGCCCAGAAGGGCGAGACGAAUUCGGCAUUCGCUCUCAACGUCGUCAGCGCCGGCGAACUGUGAAACGAAUCUUAGUACCGGAUUAUACAUCGAUUAUGUAUCGCAAUAUGACCGAAUCGGGGUGUCUACUCUGAUGUAUUCUACGUAGAGAACACGCGGAUCUACAUCUAGACUCGCGAAUCUUUCUCCAAUCCAAGAAGCGCGCGCGAGACAACUUUUCUGAAUGGUCGACACCCGAUUAUGUUCUCCAAAGGAAAUGUACUCUCGACGUCUCUGACGCGGACAUCCGACGUCGGUGUCGAAUCACCUCCGAUCGGUCGUUUUCACGCUUUCUACUGGCCUUCAGCUUCCGCGAUAUUUAACGAGAAUAUACAUACGCAACUACACAAUGCGCGUAAAAAGCGCAUACGCACAAAUGCAAACACACACACCAUCGCGCGCGCACGCACGCACACACACCGAGAAAUACGCGCACGCCAUGCGAACGAAUAAUCGAAUGUGAGUCGAAGAUAAGAGACGGCUCAUUAUACAAUUGCGAUAUUUUAGGAUAUAUAACAUUUUUGUGUAAAAAUAAGGAGAACUGGAAGACUAUCUUACUCUCUCGCCUAUAUUAUAUGUAAAUUAUUUUGGAACUGUAUCUUCUUCCUGUGUGUGUUUGUCAUGUCGCAUGAACCGUACGGUCGAGACGCGCUUUUAUUACGACAAUGACGACAACGACAACAACGAAACUCUGAAUUCGCGUCUCCAACAAGCAUUAAAUGUGGAUAGCACACGCAACUUAUUACGCUAAAUAUUCGGCUUUGCUGUAUUACACGACUCGGCAUACUUGAGUAUAUACAUAAACACACUCACCCAUUUACGACACAUCGCGGUAGCGCCGGAAUCAAUCUGGCAUCGACAAACCAUCACGACCAAACGCGAUUUUCCCGUUGAGACCGCCAGCAUCCUCGAACAUCCGUUUUUAACAUCAAGCAUCCAAAAAUCUCAUUGGGAGAAUCCCUCGAUGGCGUUAAGAACAACUACGUGAUAUUUACGUGGCAUUGCCGCGAUGUGCUCUCUUAUUCCACGUUAAUGGUACGCAUCGUCGUGUUAUACUUGUUUGAAGACUGCUUCCGUCAGAAAAUUUACGAUAAAUAAAAAGUAUGAUUUAAAAUGA